Darwinula stevensoni is the source of this 1336-nucleotide messenger RNA. Lineage: Eukaryota; Metazoa; Arthropoda; Ostracoda; Podocopida; Darwinulidae. The record is from the annotation of a GenBank genome assembly.
AUGGGUGUGGAGGUCAGGGGCGGAGCAAGUGAGGGGAAUGAAAGUUCACUUCCUAUGGAGAUGUGCUCCAACUUCGAUGCAGAUGAGAUACGGAGGUUGGGGAAGCGAUUUCGCAAGUUGGAUCUAGACAACUCUGGAGCUCUUAGUGUUGAAGAGUUCAUGUCGCUUCCAGAAUUACAGCAGAAUCCUUUAGUGCAGAGAGUCAUAGACAUCUUUGAUGCAGAUGGGAAUGGGGAAGUUGAUUUUAAAGAGUUCAUACAAGGGGUCUCACAGUUCAGUGUGAAAGGAGACAAAGAGUCAAAGCUGAGGUUUGCUUUUAGGAUCUAUGAUAUGGACAAUGAUGGCUAUAUCUCCAAUGGAGAACUGUUUCAGGUCUUGAAGAUGAUGGUUGGAAAUAAUCUCAAAGAUACACAACUGCAACAAAUAGUUGACAAGACAAUCCUCUUCCAUGAUAAAGAUGAGGAUGGGAAGAUCUCUUUUGAAGAGUUCUGUGCAAUUGUUGGGAACACAGAUGUGCACAAAAAGAUGGUGGUGGACGUCUGAGUUCAGAGCCAAUCAGCUUGCCUCUGUUCUCCCUCUUUUGUCAUAUUCUGGCUCUUCUUAUUUUGCGAUCCUGGUUUAAGUUCACUGUAGAUGGAGUUCUCCAUCUUGCUAGUCUUAUUAUCCAAGUCAGGUUUUUUCCUCUCUCCCACUUCUAAGUACUGUGAUAUGUAUGAAUCAGGUGUUGUGUUCCAUCCGUGGAGAGAUAAGAUAUCAGAUCAGAUAAGAAGGGAAGAAGAUGCAUUCAGAUUUAUCCAUUUUUGCCCGUCUCUCUCCUGUCUCAGUCGGAAAAGGAAAAAGAACAAAGCCAUGUUUUCUGCAUUCAUUCGGUCACCCUCCUACACCCGAGCAAAAAAACACAAUUUUUUCAUACUUUUUGAUGGUGUGAUAUCAUAUUGUUGGUGUUGUCCUGUUAUGAUCAUUUACUACCAGUACCUUUAAAAAAGUUUUUAUAUCUUUCAUUACCUGCUAUAUAUAAAUAUUUAUCUGGGAUCCCCAUUUGCCUCCCUUGAGAUGCGACAGUUUGAGUGAGUCGAGUGAAUUUGGGUUUGCCUUCUCCUGCUUGAACCCUGCCGGAUGCCUGCCUGUGAACCUUGUAUGCCAAAAUCCUCUUCUCUUUCCUGGCAUUCUCUUUCUUUCCACUUGUCUCUUAUAUGCCUCCUGCUCCCAUGCAAGUUUUCCUCCCUUUACAUGGAAUGGCUCCAUCUCAUAAUACAAUUGAGCAAGAGUGAAUUUUUCCCAUUGUUAGCAUUUGCCAAUAAUUGCCAUUCAUGAAGAAUAAACUCAUUAUCCACCU